ACCCAGAAUAUUAAGUACUUGGAACUAGAUCAUUGGCGCCAUCACAGUCUUUGGAAUCACAGAGAUAACAGUCUUUAUUCCACUCUCUGACAAAGCAACAGUGAAUGGGAUACUAGCUGUCGCCAUGGGCCUUACCAAUUAUGAAGAUGAUACUGAGACUGGGAAGGACAGCCAUGAGACCCACCCACCCAUGUAUGUGGAGGCGUUCAAGGACAAUGAGGGAAGCACCAGUCUCAUCUUCUCGCUAGAUGAGAAGGUUGGAGCUCUCGCGGAGGCUCUCAAAAUCCUGGAGGAUUAUAAAGUGAACUUGCAUCAUAUUGAGUCUCGACCAGCAAAAGAUGAUCCAAAACGCUACGAGUUCUAUGUAGCGUGCGAUAACUUGACCGGGGGACUAAAGGAAGCCACGGACAGCUUGCGACACAAGGCACGGGAUCUGACAGUCCUGUCACGCAGUCUCGGAGAACAAAACGAUGAAGGUCCUAGUUUAAGGAUUGGUAGGGGGAUAACAGUUCCAUGGUUUCCGCGUCGAGUGAAGGAAUUGGACAGGUUCGCCAAUCAGAUCCUCAGUUAUGGAAGUGAACUCGAGGCUGAUCAUCCGGGAUUUAAGGAUCAGGUGUACAGGGCUCGGAGGAAGGAGUUUGCUGAUAUAGCAUUUCACUACAAGCAUGGGACUCCUAUCCCUCAUGUGACAUAUUCGGAGGAAGAGAAAAAAACAUGGGGCACCAUCUUCCGGGAGCUGACGAAGCUGUACCCGACCCACGCCUGUCAGGAGUUCAACCACAUCUUCCCCCUGCUGGUGGACAACUGCGGCUUCAGGGAGGACAACAUCCCCCAGCUGGAGGACAUCUCGCAGUUCCUCAAAGACUGUACUGGAUUCACACUGCGGCCAGUUGCCGGACUUCUGUCAUCACGUGACUUCCUGGCUGGUCUGGCUUUCCGGGUUUUCCACUCCACCCAGUACAUCCGCCACCCAUCUAAGCCCAUGUACACACCAGAGCCUGACGUAUGCCAUGAGCUGCUGGGGCACGUGCCCCUGUUUGCCGACCCUACCUUCGCACAGUUCUCCCAAGAGAUUGGCCUGGCCAGUCUCGGAGCCCCGGAGGACUACAUCCAGAAGCUGGCCACGCUGUACUGGUUUACAGUGGAGUUCGGGCUGUGUCGACAAGGGAAGGACCUCAAGGCCUAUGGUGCCGGCCUCCUGUCAUCAUUUGGGGAGUUGCAGUACUCACUGACUGAAGAGCCAGAGAAGAGGCCAUUUGACCCAUCCAAGACAGCUCUGCAGGAGUAUCCCAUCACAUCAUUCCAGCCUGUGUACUUUGUGGCUGACAGCUUUGAGGAUGCCAAAGAAAAACUCAGGGCUUAUGCUGCAACCAUCCCACGUCCCUUCAGCGUGCGCUACAACGCCUACACCCAGAGUGUUGAGGUCAUUAACAGCAAGGAGCAGGUCCUCAACCUCACCAAGGCCAUCAGAGGUGACCUUUCACUUCUUGAAGAAGCCAUGAAGAAGGUCAACAGUAUGAAGUAAAAGGUCAAGGUCAUGUGUUGACAAAAUAGUAUUGAUGUUUAGUUCCUUCUCAAAUCUUACAUUUCAUAUAAAAUAUGUCAAAGAAAAUCCAGAUUUCAAUUUUUAAAAUGAGCAAAAUCUACAUAAAGUGCCUAAUAGCAAAUGAUUUUGCCUGGCACAACAUUCAUACUGAUUUUGCAAAAUCUGAUGUUUUCACUUUUUGUGAACACAUUUCAAUAAGGGUCUACCAUUUGAUAUUCUGGAGCAUUGGCGAGGGCUUGGAUUUUGUGUGGAGAUUAGAUAUUUUUUCAGCUGCACCUGCAAAACCAGAUAUAUUUUUUAAUUAAUACUAUGACCCACAAUAAAAAAAAUCAAAAAAAUCCUUGAACAGUGUAAUUUUUGUGCCGGACAAUAUCUAUUUUUUCCCCAACAAUCUGACACAUAAUUAUUAUUAUUUUCAAGCAAUUGGACAUUGUAUUUUUUAGGAUAUAAUCCCAGAAUAUCAAAUGGUCCGUCCCUAAACAUGAGAAUGCACAAAAAAUGUCCUCAAUUCCUUGUUUCAAGAAACGACUGUCAGUUUCUUCUGAUUCUGAUUGCUAUUCUUUUGUCUUUUAAAAUACAUGUUAUGGUUAGGACACAUGUGAAUUCUGCACAAUACAUGUUUGUUGACUGUUGUUGGUUAAUCAGGAAUAUAUACACUGUGUACCAUAUUGUUUACAAUUACUGCUUCUGUGUGGUUGUGGUAAAUCUUGCAUAAUGGUUAUUUAUUAGGAGCAUUAACUGACAUACUGGUAGAAGAAUAAAGCACAGAGAGGUAACAGUUUGGCAGCUAUUCAAGGAUGUAUAUAUACACUCACAUCCUGCUCAAUACAGGAAUUGUAAAUCUUGGCAGAUUGGAAAAGAUUAGAGUCAUAUUCUUAUGCAACCUUGUUAUCAGUUGUCAACUAUUUUGAAAUAUCUUCACAAAAUAGAGGUCUUUCUGAAAUUUCUUAUUACCUCAGGGAUAGAAACGGCUACUAGUUAGAUACUAGUGAAAAUCUAAAGGUUUUCUCCUGAAAUCUUGUUAUUUUACAUAACCCCUAGUUCGAAAUGAGCUGGGUAGGACCAGUGGUGACUACCCUUGCUACUUAAUAGCUUUAGUUGUUCUACAUCAUCAUUGCACCUUUUACACUAAAACUUGUGGCAGGAAAAGUAUAAAACUUGAAUUUCAUUAACAAUCCUUCCGUGAAGUCCUUUAGUUAUUUUAGAGACGAUCAGAUACCUACAUGUUUAUAUGUUUUGGACAGAAGUCAUAGUCAACUCCCAAACCUGUAACGUCAGAUCUGUGCGUAUAAAGAUUCCAUGCCUGAUCCCCACAAAGGGGGAGUACCACUUUUGAACAGUGUCUGUUCGUCACACCAACUCUGGGUGAUAGAAAUAUUCAGGGUAGUGUUUGUAAAUUGUAUAUUCAUAAGGUAUUUUUGGUUUGUUAUAUAAGAAUUAUUUUAUGGAUAACAAAGAAGAUGUUUUUAUUUAAAUGCUGAGAACAAUACUUGUUGAAAUUAUUCCGGUGAAGCACAAACAUUUGGCUCAAAUGUUUGAAAACCUAUACUUUACAACUUUCUCUUUGAGGACUUUACAUAUACAUGUAGGUUUUCAAAAAGUUAUCCUUUUUCAAUAUUUUGGAUCAAUCUUAUUAAAAUCAGCUCUUAGUUCCUGCUUUACCUAAACAAAGAUCUGAGGACAUCCCAUUAGGGGUCACGUCAGAAGGACCUUUCAUCCAACUAAUUAAAGCAUCGCUUACCAGAUCAUGAAAGUGACAGUCGG
Haliotis rufescens (red abalone) is the source of this 3310-nucleotide messenger RNA. RefSeq names its product phenylalanine-4-hydroxylase-like. Gene Ontology annotation, molecular function: phenylalanine 4-monooxygenase activity; iron ion binding. Bases 125 to 1525 code for a protein of 466 amino acids. The record is from RefSeq and is a predicted model, not a curated record. Gene Ontology annotation, biological process: L-phenylalanine catabolic process; L-tyrosine biosynthetic process. Lineage: Eukaryota; Metazoa; Mollusca; Gastropoda; Lepetellida; Haliotidae. The transcript has 14 exons.